UUGGUGAGGAAGGCAAGAAUGGUAAUGGAUGAAAAUACAUCAGGAGAGGUAUUGAAACAUCCCCUUCUCAAGCAUCAUGCAACAGGUGGAGACUACAAGCAACAGAAUAUUCAAGAUUGGUUCAACAGUAAUUGCACAUCACUUGUAUAUGAAGCCAGGACUCAGAGCCCACAGGAAGCAGAAAUCAUGCAGAGGAUGAACAGCACAGAAGAUGACUUAAUGUUGGGAGUGGAAGCGUUUUUGAAUUUCUGGAUCGCUGGCACCAUGACCCUGAGGAACUUCUACUUGACCUUGGAAACAACCAGCCAAAAAGUUUUGUCUGAGCUCAACAGUGUGCAGAUGCAACUGGUGGACAUAAAAAAUGAACACAGAGCACUGCUGAAAAACAUUUCACAGAGAAAUCCCUCUAAAGACAUUGAGGAUUCUCAAAAACCUGAAGAAAACUGGGGAAAUAAUGAGAAUACUUUGAGCACUUUAGGAAGAGAAAGAAAAUAUGCUUUCCUCUGUGCUCAUACAAUUACUCCUCAAGAUGACAGCAUCAUAUCACAAUGGAAAGUAGGACAGAAUGAAGAUCAGAGAAAUGUACCUGGUUUGCCUCUUGAUUUGAAAAUAGCCCAAGAUUAUCCCCUGCCAGAAGCAUCCGCCAAAGACAAAGACAUGGACUUUCAAUUUCAAAUGCUCCAAGCAAAGAAGCUGAAGCAUGGCAUGUGUGACAAGUUACCAGAAUCCUUUGAAAUUGAAGAGAUGCAGAGUUUUGAUGAAGAUAGUUCUCCAAGAAUGGCUGCUAACAAAAAUUGUUCAGAUAUUAAAAGAGAAAAUAGUUGUCAGUCGGAUAGUAGUGGAUUUCUGGAGGAGCCAUUCAUUCCACCACAGAAUCUGAAUACAUUCAAAAGUGUUGGUUGUGACAGGAUUAAUAGCCAAGACCCCUUCCAAGAUAAGAAACAAUGGCCUGUCCCAAUCGAAGAUCUGGGGCAAGCAACGUGUAACAUUACUGAGCAAACCCAGGCCCCUGUGUCUGGUGACUGUGAUCAAGCAAAGUUUUCAGAAGCAUCCACAGAAUUACAAGUUUCACACGAAGAGAGUAGUAUCAAUGUGGAAAUUUCUGAUCUCCUUCCUCACACCUUUGGAGAUCCGCUGGGGAUAGUGGUUCCAUGUAUUGAUAAAGUCACAGGGGAGAAAAGUGAAUUGAAUGAUGACCAAAACAAUUUUCCCAUGGAAGCUUUAAAAGAUGAUUUUAUUGUUGAUGAAAAAUUCUGGGAAAAUAACCAAAUCCAGAAGGAAAAUAGUGAUGUACAUAAUCAGAAUAAUGACCCUGUAUGCAGUGAAGCAGUAAAUGUGAACAAUAGUGAAACUCAGCAAGAAUCCAGCCCUCAUGUACAAGACCCUGCUGUUUUAAGCAAAGCAGAGACCACUGAAAGUCCUCAAGAGAAAUUGGAACAAAGUGUCACAGAGGUUUGCUCUUUAGAACCAGUUCCACUUUUAUGUCAAUCAGAUGAAGAUUCUCCUGAAAACUCUGAAAUUAAAGAAUGUGGCAAGAUGAGGGGAGCUUCAGCGCAGACUGAAGAUAACACUGAGGAGCUCACAAUUGAACCAAAUAAAUAUGACCAAGUUAGGAAUCCCUUUCUACUUGUACCUGACUUCCAGACUGGCAUGCAAAUAAGAAAAUCAGUUUCAGUGGACACUGGACUACAUAUUAUUGAACAGAAUGCUCAGAAGCUAACUGCUAACACUCCAACUCAUUGCUGCCGCCAAUGUUCCUGUCACCGACAUCAUUGUUCAGCAGAAUGGUUCAAAGGUGACAAUGUAAAAUGCCUGCCGAAGAUUCCAAUCUCACCCUCAGAGGCACAGCUGGUCAAGACCUUACAGCAGUUACAAGAAACCACAAAAGUGAUCUCUGGAUCUCCGGCUAUACAGGAGAUUGAUACCAUGAAGCAAUGUCUGCAGAGUUUUCAGAAUACAUUGGGGGACAUAGAACAAGACAUCAGUGAAGAGCAGGCUUCGGUCGACAGUGCUUUAACUGAAGAAGAAAGAGAGGAUGUGAGGUGGCUACAGAAGUUACGCCAUUCAGUGCGUGAAGAGGUCAAAGAAUUAGAGGUUCUUCUUGAGGAUCGGGCUCGACAAUUUAGAGAAGCAAUGAGAACACGGUUGCUGAAUUUACUGGAUGAAGAGUCUGCAGUCAACCCAGACCAGGAAGUGCUGAAGCAAACUGGGGAUGUGGUAUCAGAUAGCCAGCCUUGCCCUUCAUCCAUCAGUAUGACAUCAGCACCAGCAGCCGUCACCAACUCAGAGGAGCUGGAAUCAAAUCCAGGAAGAAGUCUUUCUAUGUAUUCCAUGUUACGCCGUAGUCUGAUCAGUUCACCAACCACUUCAGCUUCAAAUCAAAUGGAUGCUGAAGCCUGUUCAGAAGCUGUCAAAAAUACAGGAUUAAUCAAAAAUAAACCCCAUCAGAAAGAAACACUGGAAUUCAGAACCAUUCUGCAACAGAUUAAACAAUCAUUUCAACAGUUCAGAUUGGUGGGUGACCAUGACUGAACUAAAGACGUUUCACACAUGAUUCAAACACAAAAUCCUGAAAAUUUCCAUUAAGUGAAGAAACUCAUCAAAGCAAUGCAACUGAAAUCCGAAGGGAACAUUGCAUGGGAAAAAAGAAUCUUUUUUACUGAGACUGCACACCUCCCAUAUUUCCUCAUCUUGUGAGCCACUGUGAACCCAACUUCUGAAUCAAGCUCUUCCACCAAUCUCAACUCUUCAUUGCUUAGUUAAAACAUGUAAACUGAUGACA
This is a messenger RNA of Hypanus sabinus (Atlantic stingray), 2782 nucleotides long. Its product is annotated as protein ITPRID1-like. Bases 19 to 2532 code for a protein of 837 amino acids. The transcript has 14 exons. Lineage: Eukaryota; Metazoa; Chordata; Chondrichthyes; Myliobatiformes; Dasyatidae. The record is from RefSeq and is a predicted model, not a curated record.